AUGGCGGAAAUCUGGAAGGCCCAGCAGAAACACAUCCCCUGUCUCCAGGACCCUCCAGGUUUCCAGCUGUAUACACAGACGGGGACACUGAAAAAGGGUGGUCAUGUGCUUCCAACCUACCGGUGUGCCAGAGGUUCGACCUCUUUGGAGAACUUUCACCUGCACAUGAACAGGUUCAUCCCAGGAACCCUGGCAAGUGACACCUUUUUCCAGGCCUAUCUGGUUGAUGGUCUUGCCAGGUGGAAUGAGGACAGGACCAUGACAGCAGAGGGGAUAGGAGGGCCACACUCCUACAGUGGCCUACUUAGGCAUGCAGCCAACCAGCUGUCAGAGGAGGUGCUUGGUAGAAAGCUGGUGGAGUACAAAACCCCACGGAAAUACACCGGAGAGCUUAUAGGUAUUGAAUACCUGUACAGCCAGAACAAUGUUGUCAUGGAGAACUACAAGUUGGCCCUGGCAACUCUUGAAACAGAGGACAUCACUGUGGCAGAAGGAGACUCCCUUUUUGAGCCAUUUGUAAUGGAGGAUCCAACUGUUGCCACCCUGGACACAAUUUGGCCCCCUCAACAGUCCACUCCAUCAGCUCCUUCUCCAUCAAAAAGACCUGCAGCUGUUAUUCCACCUCCAACUACUGCAACUGCAGUGCCUAGACCACCACUGAAGCAACCCUCCGCUUCCGUCACUGUUGCCACUAUGCAGAGUGUGGGAGACAUGCUGGAUCUAAUCCGAGCCUUGGUCCCCAGCUCCAGACCGACACUCCUCAAACUUCCCAGGAUGGGGCAAUGCUCUGCACGCAUCAAGGUCAGAGGUCAAAGCAUGUCCUAA
Centropristis striata (black sea bass) is the source of this 825-nucleotide messenger RNA. RefSeq lists its product as uncharacterized. The record is from RefSeq and is a predicted model, not a curated record. The transcript has 4 exons. NCBI's taxonomy places the organism in Eukaryota, Metazoa, Chordata, Actinopteri, Perciformes, Serranidae. The coding region runs from base 1 to 825 and encodes 274 amino acids.